GCCGCUCGGCACCUUAUCUCCUCCGUCUCGCGCCACUCCACGGCACCAUGCACUCGCCGGCGCGCUGCGCCGCCACCACCGCCACCGCGUCCCCGCCUCUGCGCGCGCCGUUCGUCGCCAUGGCCCAGCGCGGCCGCAGGCCGCCCUCGUCCGCGCCCCCCGAGGCCGAGCAGCCGGACGAGGCGCUCGCCCGCAUCCUCCGCAGGGAGGCCGCCGUCUCCGGCGUCCCCCGCAAGGCCGCCGCGGGCACCAGCCAGCACUCCACCCGCCUCUGGCCCCGCGCCGUCCUCGAGGCCCUCGACUCCGCCGUCGCCUCCUCCCGCUGGGAGUCCGCCCUCGAGAUCUUCGAGCUGCUGCGGAAGCAGCGGUGGUACGAGCCGAGGACGCAGACCUACGCCAGGCUGCUGAUGAUGCUCGGCAGGUGCCGGCAGCCCGGCCCAGCCACGGCCCUCUUCAAGGUGAUGCUCUCGGAGAAGCAGCUCGCGCCGACGGUGGACGUGUACACGGCGCUCGUUGGCGCCUACGGCUACAGCGGCCUGCUGGACGAGGCGAUGGCCACGGUCGGUCUGAUGAAAGGCGCUGAUACAGACUGCAAGCCGGACGAGUACACCUUCUCCGUCCUCAUCAACUGCUGUUGUAAGUCGCGCCGCUUCGACCUGAUCCCCACCGUCCUCGACGAGAUGUCUUAUCUGGGGAUUGGAUGCAACGUUGUCAUCCACAAUGGGAUAAUUGAUGGAUACGGCAAGGCCGGCAUGCUAGAGGAGAUGGACGAUGCGCUGUCCAACAUGCUUCAAGACGGGGACAAUGUGCCGGACAUAUACACGAUGAACUCCAUCAUCUGGGCUUAUGGCAACCGUGGCAGGGUGGAUGACAUGGAGAAGUGGUACGAUGAGUUUCAGUUGAUGGGCGUUGAGCCAGAUACGCGGACGUUCAAUAUCAUGAUGAAGUCUUAUGGCAAGGCUAACAUGCCUGACAAAAUGUUGUCGAUCCUGAAAUACAUGAAGCGGCGUUUCUUCUCACCCUCUGCUGCUACAUUCAACAUAAUCAUAGAUUGUUUUGGAAGGGCUGGCAACAUUGAGAAGAUGGAGUACUAUUUCAGGCUGAUGAAAAUUCAGGGCGUCAAACCCAACCCCAUCACAUACUGCUCCCUGGUUAAUGGAUACAGUAAAGCUGGGCUCCUUGAAAUGGUUCCUGCAAUUAUUCGACAGACGGAGAACACCGAUGUCGUCUUAGAUACUCCUUUUUUCAACUGUGUUAUCAGUGCAUACGCCAAGUCUGGAGAUAUCGAAAUAAUGGAGGAAAUGCUAGUGCUAAUGAAGGAAAAGAAAUGUAAGCCAGACAAGGUAAUUUAUACCACCAUGAUUCAGGCAUAUAUGGCGCAUGGGAUGGAUGAAGCCGCUAAGUUGUUAGAAACAGAAAUGGAAAGAUUUAACAACAAAUUACUGGGACCAGUUCCUGUGGUUGAUUACAAGUAAACUGCGGCCAUCGUUUUUUAGGGGACAGAGCAGUAAGAUUUGUGUAAUACGAGAUUGGGGAAAGAGAGCAUGUAUGAGAGGGCCUUCGGAGAAUAUGGUUAUAAAUCCACAGAGCAUGGCCAUAAUGACCAGUAGUUCCGUCAACACCAGACUGAGCGUUCCCAGUUCAAUGCCAAUGACAGGCAAUAAUGAACAAUGUGGAAUGGAAAAGCAGCUGUGGCCUGUUGUGUCCAAAACAGGAGUCCCACACGGCCUAAAUGUGCAAAGCCAUUUAAACGUUCAUCUGAUCUGACUGAGUGCACAAGUACAACCCCAGACAGAGGUAACUUGGGAUAUCCAGAAGUGGAAGGCACUGUGGUACAGCAGAUAAGGUCGGGUUCAGAGCUCCAGCCCAUUAUAUAUCCAUAUCAGCAUGUAAACCUAGUGCCCUUUGGUUCUGCAUGAAAAUUCACUGCCAAAAUAAGGGAUAUAGAGAACAAGUCAAAAAGAAACAAACAACCAUGUGAAUUUACUUAAAACUUUUAGCGCUAUUGUCAGAGCACAAACUACACAUUUUCGAAGAGAAGUUCAGUUUUGCAAUGGACACGUACACAUGACAAUAAUUGAUACAGUACAACUUGAACUCCAAACUUCAAACAAAAAGCCAGAGCCUGACUGCUCAUACUCCUGACGGUGGCGCAACCUUCUCUAAAAUGUCCAUAAUCCACGGGCAGCUUGCUGUGAGGUGCUUGAAUCCAUCAGUCUCCUUGACAGCUCGAAGCACCUCCUGUGAAGAAAGGUAUCUGAGACAAGCAUUCUUGAGUUGCGCGGCGUGGUGCUGCUCCGCUAAAGCAAGGGUGGUUGCAACUGUUUGCACAUCAAUUUUCUGGCAUAGGUUCCCUUGACACAUAGCCUUUAGCCUCUCUAGUCCAUACCGAUCUGCGGCAACCAACAGGUGCUGCAAUUCCACAUUCUGAUCCUGAUCCAAGUCACUUGGCAGAGAAUCUGUGUAUAUGAAGUGAAGAAGUGCCUCGAAGACAGAAGGCUCCAUGUCAUCGAUCUUGAUACACUUCAUGGUGGACUCCUUCAUUGGACCAAAGAGCUCAGCCUUGAAAACCGAGGAUCGUGCAGCUAACACGCAUCUAUGUGCAGUGAAGAGUUGACCGCCGACACUGAAUGUCACAUCCACACCUAGCCCAUCCUUCAACAUGUUAGCAAAGUGUGUGUGCAGGUCUGACUGUGGAACUGAGACUUCAGUUGUGCUUAAAUCUUCCGUGCGAGGCUCUUUUAUGACGGUCAAAACACACCUGAUGGUGAAGCAGUCAUCAUCACGGAGUAGCAAUUCCUUGAGCUCGCACUUGUCGGUAAACCUGGGCCAGCCCCGUAUAGUACCUACCGACCGAAAGCCGUUGUUGCUCCACUGCAGAAACACAAGAAGACUGACAUGUAGGCGGCUUUGUCCUCCUCCUCCCAUCCAUCAGGGUAGAUCCUGAUGUCCCAGCCAUAGCUGCCGACGCUGAAUGUGCUCGAGCUAACGAACUUGCCGACUCCCAUGCCCUCGAGCAGCGAGUACCUCGUCACCUCGAAGUUGUGGGCGGCGGUGGCGCACUCCGUCAGGCACCUCGACGAUGUCUCGGGUAUGGGCUUGCUAACUGAAGAAGUUGAAUUGUUGUUACCCAUGGCGCAGAGAGGAAUGGUUUGGAACCUACAAGCUUUCCAGGUGCUGGCUGUAACCUGAAUUAUUAUAUGUGCGUGAGUAGAUAAUUGAUGUGCACCCAUGCGAAGACAACCAAAGUUCCGUUGAUUACAAUGAGAAAUUAAUUAAAGAAGAAAGAGAAGGGAAUCAUAUCUUAUGCCAUCA
Messenger RNA from Triticum dicoccoides, 3315 nucleotides. Its product is annotated as pentatricopeptide repeat-containing protein At3g53170-like. The transcript has 5 exons. Gene Ontology annotation, biological process: mitochondrion organization; RNA processing. Bases 48 to 1475 code for a protein of 475 amino acids. Gene Ontology annotation, cellular component: mitochondrion. Gene Ontology annotation, molecular function: mRNA binding; protein binding. Lineage: Eukaryota; Viridiplantae; Streptophyta; Magnoliopsida; Poales; Poaceae. The record is from RefSeq and is a predicted model, not a curated record.